AUGAAUAAUCCCGGUAAACCACGGGUUCAGAAGGACAGUAUGCCUGACAAUGAGUCUCAAGAAAUGCUACAAAAGCCCUCACAAGAAGCAGAGAUAGAUUUGAGAGAUGCUGUUUCUGAAGACCCAAUAUGUCCUGGUUUUAAUACUAAGGACUCGUCAAGCGACUAUGGAGAUGACAGCUUCAGUGAUUUGCCUUCACCGACUGAUUUGCUUCUUGGCCACACUACUGGAUUGACAGACAGAAAUGAUCAGACCACCAGUAAAGAGACGUGCUUAGAGAAAAAUUUCAAAACAAAGGACGAUUGGAUUUACACAGAUGAGCAAUGGUUUACAAUAUCACCCUCGCUUCCUGACUCGCUUUUGCAAGGCAAAGAUGUAACCGCUACUGAGGUCGCAGGGAUAUUCAGGGAAUCUGUGGGCGAACCAAGGACAAGCAGUUCAAAUGGCGAUCAAGGAGUCAAGUAUGACAACCAAACUACUGAGAUAAGAGAGAUUGAACACCUUGGGAAAAAGCGAAGGCGCUCUUUGGCUUCUGGGGACAAAGCUUACGAUAAGAGAAUCACGAAGAAACAUAUAGACAACCCAGCCACUGAGAGUUCUGCAAGUCAAAGCCAAUACCGCAGUGAUGACACAUCAAGUGGCUACAAUCAGAAUCCUCAGUCUUGUGAACUCACUCAUUCACUUGAAAUCUGGGAUGAUAUUGAUCCGACUCUGCUAGACGAGUUCAAAGACAUUGUUAGCUUCUUCUAG
Molecule: messenger RNA, 750 nt
Organism: Aspergillus bombycis
Lineage: Eukaryota; Fungi; Ascomycota; Eurotiomycetes; Eurotiales; Aspergillaceae
Exons: 1
Coding region: 1-750 (249 amino acids)
Source: RefSeq, a predicted model, not a curated record